Messenger RNA from Ctenopharyngodon idella (grass carp), 3396 nucleotides. RefSeq names its product cracd like b (gene cracdlb). The record is from RefSeq and is a predicted model, not a curated record. Bases 382 to 3045 code for a protein of 887 amino acids. The transcript is spliced from 13 exons. Lineage: Eukaryota; Metazoa; Chordata; Actinopteri; Cypriniformes; Xenocyprididae.
CAUGUGUGUCGUCAUCAUGUGGGUGUGGCCUAUCCAGUGAGCUCACUAGUUUCGUUCAGUCUCAUGAGCUGCGCUAGUGUUUUUGAUUAUAUUAGCCCAGGUGCGCGCUUUUGCAUCUUCAUUCCGCAGAGAUGUCAGUGAUCUAAACAAUCAAGAACUGGAGACCACAGCGGAAAAAGCCACAGAAGAAAACAAAGGAAGCUCUCAGACAAGGGAGAUCAUUCUGCUUUGACUUAAAGCUGCUGAAGUCACUGUAUUCCAAGAGGCCACUGAUUAUAUCACAACACAAAGCCAAUAUAAAGACACAGGAGACGUUUGCACAGUCUGUGGUUUGCCAGUAAGACAAGCCCAACAGGAUGAAAGCAGACGCUGUGCAUCGUCAUGUUUGCCAGUAUAAAAGCAAAGAGACCAGCACAUGACUCUCUCGCUUUACAUCUACGUCAUCAAACUCAUAAAAACAUGGACUCCAGCUCUGGAGAAAUGGACAAAAAUGGAGAGGAAGUCACAGGAAGGAAGAAGUCACGUUUUAAGCAGCUAAAGACACGUUUCUUUGGGAAACUGAAGAAAAAGGAAAGCGAAGGGCUGAUUAAGCAAAGCCAGUCCGCUAGUGAUAUCACUGCUCCAGAGGGCAGAAGGGAAGUCUACGACUCUGAAGACGAGAUUUCGUACCCGCAGUGUCUGAGCUCCAGGGCGCUGUCUCAUGAUAGCAUCUUCUUUACCGAUCAGACCCAGUCCACAGAACCAACACGAGUUCUUUCACAAGAGAACGUUCAUGGCAAAAUUAAGGCCUUACAAUUGAAACUACAGCAACAGAACUUACAUCUAGGUCCUCCUCCAAUGUUGAUUCCUGGUAAACGCACAGAGGACUCAGGAACCACUUCAGAGGACGAUGGUUUACCGUGCAGUCCACCUGAAACGUCCUUCCAUGAGCGAGUGAUGCACGGAGCUGUUUACAAGUAUCCUGAAUCUCAGAAACAUCUGAGCUCUCUGAGUUUAGCAGGAACAGGAAGUGAAGAAGAGGAACAGGGCGAUCUUUUCCAGCCAUCAUCAAGGCCUCUAUCCCCAGUCUCCAAACAGCCAGUCAUCUCCCCCACCUCAGCCUCGACCACACCCACUUCAGGAGUUGACUUCAGUAGUCCUGCAUGUUACAUGGCCAGGCUGGAUAACUCGGCUGCCCGCCAUCGCAUGUCAGUCAAACCGAGGAACCAACGAGCCAGCACAAGGGGAAACAGAGUGCCAACGGUAUCACUUUCUCCCAGGUAUCGUUCAGAAAGCAUCAGUGAUUUGGACAAUGUUCUGUCUGAGGAGGAUGAUGAUGAAACCAUGACGUUCAAUGACACGGUGCACCAUCGCUUGUCUUCCUCUCCGACUUCGGAUCUAAAAGAGAAACCCACCUCUCCAGAACCUACAGUGACAACUCCUGCAGCUUCAGAGCAGAACCAGGAGGAGAACCCCAACAGAACUGAAAUUCAUUUCCUAUCUCAGGGUGCUGAAAUCCUAAAGUCAGAACAAUCUCCUGAAUCUGAGGGGAGAGUCACCACAAAUCCUCUUUAUUUGCAGCCCAUGUCCUUUGGCUUGACCUUGAGCUCCUCAGGUCCACAAUCACCUUUAGGACUUCCAGAAUCUGCACAACCAUCAAGAGAAAUAGAGUCAUUAAGAGCCCAUUCACCUAUCCUGACACACGAUACAAACGACACCCAGAUUCAGAUGAGUGAGAAUCUUAUGUGUGGAACAGACACAAAGGAAAGCACUCAAGAGGAUGCAUCAUUUAGACUAUUUCCUGCACCUCUGCCUCGCAUCACAAAGCCUAAAAUGGAAACAAGAAGCCCUCCAUCUCCAAAAGGAGCCAUGGAGGCCUCAACAAAACCUUGGGAAGCUGGAGUGGAAAGUGACAGGAUGCAGUUUUUCAUUGCAUCUGCAAAGAAUCACUCCAAAACAACAAGUGAGACUGUGACAAAGCAGAAUGAGGGACAUUUGAAAGGUGCUCCAGGAAUCAAGACCCAAUCCAACAAACCCAACCUAGAGUCGCAGAAAGAUGAAGCGAGAGAAACGAAACCAACAGAGUUUCAGAGUUUCCUCCGUCAAACACAAGAUAAAAAAAGUUUUCGUAAAGAAGUAACACCUCCUAUUACGUCCAAACCAACAACAGGAACCAGUCUUAAGAAGACAGACACUGCUACAGAACAUGUGGAAACAGAGAAACUAGAGGAACCUGAAGACAGGAAGAAUACUUUCGGGGUGCAGCUCCGCACAACCUCUCUGUCGCUGAAAUAUCGCUCUGAGGUUUCCAAAAUUAAGGAUGAAACCAAACGGUACAGUUUAGAGUCUAAUACAGCACUAGCUGUCUCAGAAGAUCAUUCUGGGAAAGCAGAAACCUUCAGAAAUAUGUGUGAUGGCAAUUCCAAGAGUAAACACAGCGUUCCCAAAAAACAAGAUUCACAGAGCCUGGAGUGUCAGCUUGCUGCCCAAGACAGUGAGUAUGGAAAACCAUCUAUCCAAAAUACAAUAGGAGCAACUAAAGAGGCUGUGUCUGAGCCAGGCUGGAUGAGUCUAGCCAGAGAGAAGACCAGGGCUUACCACCCAUUAUUGAGCAGAUUGGCCACAAAUCACUCACCAGUCCACCCUUCACCUUUAACAGCACCUCCUGCACAGCCUCCCAAACCAGCCUUACAGCCUAAAACACAGCCGCUGACCACUGCGCUUCAUCCUCUGAAAACACAGCACACACUGAACACACCAAUCCAGCCGGCCUCACAGAGACUUCCUACUAAACCAGCACCUAGUGGAACAAAAGACAAGCAGGACAAUGGUAGGAACUGUACAGCAGAAGAUGACACAAUAAAGAAAGCAGGAGCCUCCAACAAGAUGGAUGGAAAUGCAAAAUCCAUCACACCUAACACAGAAACACUUACCGCCACAUCUGAGAUUCCAGCAACAUCACCGCCGGACGUCUCUCAGCAGCCACGGUCAGAUGGAGCUCAGCCGUCCUGGAUGGAGCUUGCCAAGAGGAAGUCUUUAGCUUGGAGUGACAAAACUUUAGAAUGAAGAUGAGACAAUCAACCAGAGACAUUCAGUGAUGGACUGAUGAAGUGGUGCAAUAUCUAAUGUUACAAGGAAUGAAUGUAAUACUGUGUGUGAGAUUGAGUGAGUAAUUGAUAAAUUGUUAUAUCUUGUAUGCUAAUAUAUUGUAUAAUUAUAAUUCAUUCGCAUCAUUAGAAAGAUGUUACUCUACAGAUUUACACAAAUGUUUAUAAUUGAUCAAGCAUUGUUAUUUACAUAAUUAUGAAUGAAGAACAUGUAUAUCUAUAGUUUGUCAGCAUCUUUAUACUAUGUUACUUCAAAACAGCUGAUAAUACAGUGAUAAUAAACUUAAACAGUGACUACUUAUGCUUAGUA